Molecule: messenger RNA, 2322 nt
Organism: Alligator mississippiensis (American alligator)
Lineage: Eukaryota; Metazoa; Chordata; Crocodylia; Alligatoridae
Gene: UBE2QL1
Product: ubiquitin conjugating enzyme E2 Q family like 1
Exons: 2
Coding region: 274-1104 (276 amino acids)
Source: RefSeq, a predicted model, not a curated record
CGCCUGCUGCCCCCGCGCCGCCCUCCCCUCCCCUCCGCUGCGCUCCCGUCCCCUCCCGCCGGCGCCGCCCCCUCCCCCGACAGCAGCGGCAGCAGCAACAGCAGCGCGGGCGCCUCCGCACUGCCCGCUCCGCCGCGUCUCCGGGCCGGGGGAGCCGCAUCCGGGCGCGGCGGGGGGAUGCCGAGCGGCCGCCAGCCCUGAGCAGCGCCUCGCGGGCUCCCUGCCUGCCGCCGUCCCUGCCUCCCUCCCUCCCGGCCGGCCGGCCGCCGCGCCAUGGCCACGCUGCUGCGCAAGAUCGGCCUCAUCCGGCUGCACAACCGGGACACGGAGGACCCCAAGCACCACCACCACCACCACCACCACCACCUGCACCAGGGCUCGUCGCUGCGCGCCAAGGGCAGCGGCGCCAAGCACGGCGGCAAGCCGCAGCCGCAGGCGGCGCCGGGCGGAGGGGGCAGCGGCGGCAGCCCGAGCCGGGAGGAGGGCGGCGGGGGGCCGGGCAGGAAGGGGCCAGGGCCGGGGCCGGGGCCGGAGCCGGCGGGCAGCACCGCGCGGGCGGGCGCGGGCGCGGGGCCCGGCCGGCCGCAGCACUGCACGCAGGUCCGCACGCGGCGCCUUAUGAAGGAGCUGCAGGACAUCGCGCGCCUGAGCGACCGCUUCAUCUCCGUGGAGCUGGUGGACGAGAGCCUCUUCGACUGGAACGUGAAGCUGCACCAGGUGGACAAGGACUCGGUGCUGUGGCAGGACAUGAAGGAGACCAACACGGAGUUCAUCCUGCUCAACCUCACCUUCCCCGACAACUUCCCCUUCUCGCCGCCCUUCAUGAGGGUGCUCAGCCCCCGCCUGGAGAACGGCUACGUGCUGGACGGCGGGGCCAUCUGCAUGGAGCUGCUCACCCCCCGCGGCUGGUCCAGCGCCUACACGGUGGAGGCCGUCAUGAGGCAGUUCGCCGCCAGCCUGGUCAAGGGGCAGGGCCGUAUCUGCAGAAAAGCUGGCAAAUCAAAAAAGUCAUUCAGCCGUAAGGAAGCUGAAGCAACAUUUAAGAGUUUGGUGAAGACCCAUGAAAAAUAUGGGUGGGUCACUCCUCCUGUCUCUGAUGGCUGACAUUUGCAAGCCACACCUCAGCCGCUAAACAGAACCAAGUACUCUGACAUCUCCUCAGUGCUAUACACCGCCCGUCCUUUUCUACUUCAGCUUCUGUUAGAUACCAUGAAUGUCAAGGAGACAUUUAAGUUAUUUAUGAACAGAUAUGUUUACAGAGGGAGAGAAAACACAUGCUGUGUUGGGUUAUGUUCCAGGACUGCUGAAUGGUCAUCAUUAAGUCACUUUAGAGCGGAUGUUGAGAUUGUGUCAUUUGCCCCCCAUACAGGCCACAUUGUCUUCAGCUUCUUUCCAUGACAGCAGCAGCACCAAGUAGCAGGAGUGGAAUUCUAUCCAUUGCUGCUCAGUUCAUUUAAAUGUAAAUGAAAAAAGUUAAUAUUUAAUAGGGAAGCAGUGCAUUGCAGGUACAUGUUUGCUGUGCUGUUUAUCUUUGUUUCCUAGCAGGUCAACAUAACUUGACGAUUUGUCUUUAUGUGGAGCUGUGGUCUGCUGUGACUAAAUUUAGACCUCAUUUGUGCUCUAUAUAUGACCUUUGAUUCAUAAAAAGAACAGAAUUAUAACAACAAGAGGUUCUAGUGUUGAAAAACUGUUCAAUGAAAUCACCCAGUUGGUCAAAACGUGCUAUCUAUGCUGAUAUUGUGGUGUGCUGUUGUUCUGAGAUAAACCAAUGCGAUUAGAUGAAGGUCAGGUGAAGCUUCAGAUACCAGAUACACCCACUUGCGGGUCUCAAAGUGGUUAAUAGUAGAAUAGUUUUUAACUUCCCAGCAAAAUGCAGUACUCCUACAAUAGCAUGUUGCCUGUCAACUCUUCAGUGGCAAAACAAACACAAAACAAUGCACAAAUCAAUCUUAAAAGUUAUCCAAGUCAUUUGAAAAUGAUGUGCCAGUGACAAGGUAAAAAGUUAGAUUUUCAAAGAAAGUGAAACAAGUGGUUUGUAAGAUGAUUUGCAUGACUGGAUUUUUUUUUUAUUUUUACUAAAUAGACAUUGUAUGUACUUUGAGCCCAGGAUCUGAAAAAACCCACUGAUGUAUAUAAAUGUCCUGCUAUUUAAUCAUUAAGAUCUAAGUUUUCUCUUCUGUUAAAUAAUUUUAAAAACUUUCUAAGAGACUCCAUAAAAUCUGGAGAUAAUGUUUAUAAUAUCAUAAGGAAGGAGUUUAAAAAUGUGGAAUCCAAAUGGAAAAUCGUAUUGGACACAUUCUGAAUAAAAUCACCGGUACCAUU